Molecule: messenger RNA, 4842 nt
Organism: Acipenser ruthenus (sterlet)
Lineage: Eukaryota; Metazoa; Chordata; Actinopteri; Acipenseriformes; Acipenseridae
Product: arf-GAP with coiled-coil, ANK repeat and PH domain-containing protein 1
Exons: 25
Coding region: 623-2929 (768 amino acids)
Cellular component (GO): cytoplasm
Molecular function (GO): GTPase activator activity; protein binding
Source: RefSeq, a predicted model, not a curated record
CCUACAUAGCAAUUCAGGCAGCAUGAUCUCAGUUAUUACGAAUAUAUCACACAGACGACCUGGCCACUGAAAUAUUUUUAGACGACAGAAAGUUUGCAGUCUGUGUUUCUUUUGGUUUUUGAUGCAUGCGGUUUUUCACGCUCUGUCUCUCGAAACCGGAUUCCGGGGCGGGGCGUGAGCAGCGCCGCGGCCGCCCCUGCAGCGCUCUCGACCGGCAGGCGUGUUCAGCGAGCGAUCCCCCGACCCGGAGCCGAGCAGAAACACACCCGAGAAAAACAGCAAGGAAAUCAGCAGGGUUAACGGGGGAGAGGAAGGACGAGUACCUGCAACACACACACACAGACCACGACACCUGUGAUUAGUAUUAUUAUUAUUAAGAUUUUAUCAAAUGAAGUUUUCGGACUCCUCGAGAAGAAUUUGUAUUUUUUAAAUCAUUCGUGUUUUUUAGUUCAAGUCUAAGAUUAAUACCCACGGAACGGGAGUCCGACGGAACAAGGGGAGUCGCUGUGGGUUUCGCGUUCAGUUGCACACCUGAUUGAUGAUCACUCUUACCUGAUUCAUCACCGCCGCUGGGGAUUUCAGUUUUCUUUUCCUUUCAUAAUAUUUAUUAACCUUUGGAAGUAUGACGGUGAAACUGGAUUUUGAAGAAUGCUUAAAAGACUCCCCACGUUUCAGGGCAGCCAUCGAGACGGUGGAAAGCGAUGUAACGGAACUGGAGGCCAAAUUGGACAAGCUUGUGAAGCAGUGCAACACCAUGCUGGAGUCAGGACGUGUGUAUUGCAGUAACAGCCGUCAGUUUGUGGCCGGGGUUCGAGAGCUCGGCCAGUACUCCAGAGGGGACGACAUGAUGAGGGAAUGUUUGGAGAAGUUUUCCAGCAAGCUGAAUGUGAUGAUUGAAGCCCAGGGGGAGCUCAUUGAAACGACUCAGAAGUCAGUCAAACAGCAAAUCCAGAAUUUUGUAAAAGAGGAUGUGAAGAGGUUCAAAGACACCAAGAAGGAGUUUGAUAAGAGCAGCGAGAGUCUGGAGAACUCUCUGAUCCGCAAUGCACAGGCGCCGCGCAACAAACAGCACGAGGUGGACGAGGCCAGCACCGCCCUGCUCACUGCCAGGAGGGCCUUCCGCAACGAGGCGCUGGACUACGUACUGCAGAUCACCGUUAUUGAGUCAAAGAAAAAGACUGAAGUUUUAUCAGCUAUGUUGUCUCUGGUGGAGGCUCAGGCCACGUUCUUCGCUCAAGGGUACGAUUCCUUCAGAGAGCUGGAGGAGUACAGGAAAGAUCUGGCAGGGCAGCUCCAUCACCUGGUUCUCAACUCGGCGCGCGAUAAGAGAGACAUGGAGCAGCGACACGUCACGGUCAAGCAGAAGGAUAUUUCCUAUGACGACUCGAUGAUGGAGUUCAACCCUGAAGCCCGGAAUGGCGUCGCCAUGGAAGGCUACCUGUACAAACGAGCCAGCAACGCCUUCAAAACCUGGAGCAGACGCUGGUUUUCCAUCCAAAACAACCAGCUGGUUUACCAGAAGAAACUCAAGGACGCAGUGACGGUGGUUGUGGAAGAUGUCCGGCUCUGUACAGUGAAGCAAUGCCCAGACAACGAGCGGCGCUUCUGCUUUGAGGUCGUGUCGCCUUCCAAGAGCUGUCUCUUGCAGGCUGACUCAGAGAGGCAGCAGCAGGCCUGGGUCCUGGCGGUUCAGAACAGCAUCGCUACGGCCUUCCAAGAACACAGAGAGGACAGCCCAGGAUCGCGUCUGGAGCGCACAGCCUCGGUUUCAGGAGGGGGCGGAGCCGGGAUGGAUUUCCCCAGCCAGAGUCGGGAGAACGUCGACAAGCAGGCGCUGGAGCAGGUGCAGCGUAUCCGCGGCAACGACCAGUGCUGUGACUGUGGGGAGCCCAACCCAGACUGGGCAAGCAUUAACCUGGGAAUCACACUCUGUAUCGUCUGCUCUGGGAUACACAGGAGUCUCGGGGUUCAUUUCUCCAAAGUGCGAUCGCUGACCCUCGAUUCCUGGGAGCCGGAACUGUUGAAGUUAAUGUGUGAGCUGGGAAACUCCACCAUGAACAGUAUCUAUGAGGCCCGUAUUGAUGAGAUGACCAUCAAGAAACCUCAUGCUGGGAGCCCCAGGCAGGAGAAGGAGUCCUGGAUCCGCUCCAAGUACGUCGAGAAGAAAUUCAUCCAGAAGCUUCCGGAGACGGGACGCCCUCUGCGCCGGUCCAGUGCCCGUCGGAACCGGGCCAACACCCAGGAGCGUCCCAGCGCCAGACCCCCCCUGAAACCCAAACCGGGCCGCGCCACCCUGCCCCGACUCGCAGGUUUACCCAGCAGUAGCCCGGCCAGCAGUCUGAGUUCAAGCCGCAGCAGUCUGGCUUCUAACAAAGACGGGGAGGAGGACCCGGUUGAAGACAGGGCGGACCGGGAGGAUGAUCUGAGCACGCUCCACCCCGGGGCUCUGCUCUUCCGAGCCGCGGCGCUGCAGAGCUUCCCCAUGAUGGCGGACGCGCUGGCGCACGGAGCCGACGUCAACUGGGUCAACGCCGCUGAGGAGAACCGCAGCCCGCUGAUCCAGGCCGUGAGCGCGGAUUCCCUGGUGGCCUGCGAGUUCCUGCUUCAGAACGGAGCAAACGUCAAUCAAACCGAUGCUCGGGGGCGGGGCCCCAUCCACCACGCCACGACCCUGGGUCACACGGGGCUGGUGUGUUUGUUCCUGAAGAGGGGAGCGGAUCAGAGCGCCCGGGACGGGGAUGGCAGAGACCCCCUCACCAUCGCCAUCGACAACGCCAACGCAGACAUCGUCACACUACUACGCCUGGCCAAGAUGAAGGAGGAAAUGAUGCGCGAGAUGGAAGGGUCCUACGGCCAAUCAGUCGUCCGGGGGAGCUGCAGUGUUUGCAAGCUUUGUGUUGUCACCAGCCUUCUGCAUUCAAACAGGUGAUGAAACGUACCACGAUAUCUUCCGAGACUUCUCUCAGAUGGCGUCCAAUAACCCAGAGAAACUGAACCGCAGGAGUGACGACCUUAAGACCUCCACACUGUAGGGGGCGACGAAGUGCCCUGCCUGUCACUCGCUGCCUGCUAUUGCUGGGGAGGUUGUCGUGGCGAUUUUAGGUCACGGUCAGCCUGGUAAACAUUAGGAGGGGAGACUCUGAAACCGUGAAAUGCUGCCAUUGUUUUUCACAAUAUAUAUAUAUAUAUAUAUUUUUUUAUUUUUUAUUUUACUUCAGGGCUUAAAGACUUGUGUCUCUUGGUUUCAGGUAAAAUAAAUUAUCUAAAGCAAAACAUUUAUGGUUGACUAAUAAAGACCUACGAAGUGUUUUAACAUCUUCAGUAAAUUUGUAAUGUGAUUUGUUGCUACCUGGUUGUAAACAAACUUUGCAUUGGAAAUGUGUCAAUGUGGAAUUGGUAUAAAAAACCUGCCAUUUAAAAUGUCUGUUCGUUAGGUCGUUAAUUAGUGUGUACGUUAAAACCGCACUUUAGCCAUCUCAGUAAAAGACCACCUCUGCUUUUACCAACUGUUUUUACCUAUUUGUUUGCCUGCAAUACACUAGCUGUGCACUAGGUGGUGCUGGCGUGCAUUAGUAUAAAUACCCUUUGACUGCCUACAUUAUGUCAACUGAGGUUUUAGUUCCCCAUUGCUUUAUAUGGGGAAACACCGACAUCCUCAUAGGAGGUCACCAUGCAUUUGCGUGCUAGUCUUCCAUUUUAUAUUUCUCUCUCUCUCUCUCUCUCUCUCUAUAACUAACCUGUUGGGGUCCAAGCCUUCUCAGUAUUCAUUGCGAUAGGGACCACUCUGAUUUGCAAGCACCAUAAAUAGGCAAAGGGAAAACAAACAGAAUGUAAUUGGAAACCGUUUGCUCGUUAAUAUAGCAAAUUAUGAAUUUGUCGUUUUUGAUUCAAAUGCUGAUUCAACAUUUUCUAAUGCAAAUACGGAAGGAACAAUCACUUUACCAGACUGAGCCAAUUCCCUUCAAAUUACACUUUUUAAAAUCCUUUCAGCUGCAGUUACACCUUUUGACCAAGUGGUGGCACUGUGUGCUAAGGUAACAUCGAUCAAAUACAGCAGUUUACAACAAAGCAAAAAAAAAAACAAUGUUAUUUUGCAUCCCUAGUUGUUAAAAGUGUAAAAUAAUAUAUGACGUUGUAUGAGUUUGUGCCUGUGUUUUAAUAGCGUUGUCAGUGUCACUGUGUCCCUUGUUCAAAAGAUCAGUAAUACUGCUUGAUCCCCAGAACAGAGUCAGAAAUCAAGGCUUUAAAAUCCAUUCUCUUACUGCUUAUUAGCUUUAUUAAUAUUAUUACUGGUACCCCUUUUAAAGGAGCGCUGACCAUCUUUAAAAUCCAUUCUCUCAUCACAUAUUAGCUUAAUUAACACUCGCUGGCCCAUAAGUCCAUCUACCUGCUGCACACAUUUGUGCAUUAUCUGCAUAUUAAGCUUUUAAAAAAAGCUGAUUUUCAGAUCAGCACUGCAGAUUACCCAGGAGUUGCUGUUGUUUCCUGGUAGCUGGGCACUUCCUGUGCUGUAGGUACAGUCUCUCAAGUUCAGAGAUCUGUUGGGGGUCAGGCAAUGUCACUGGUUGAUGGUUUUUAUAAAGAUGAGGAUAUCAUGAAACCACUCUAGGAUCGGCCGUUUUGGCUCUAGCUCCUGUAUUUCGUUCACAAUGCUGUCUCCAUGUGUGAGCCAAAAUGGCGGCAGUUGCCGAGCCUGGUCUGCUGUAAAAUUUCAGUUAAUUUCAGGCCUGCUGUGAGACAGCUGUAUAGAUUCUGUGUCUAUUUGUGUUUUAAUUGAUUUGCUGUUUUUAUUUUUUUCUUUCUGCAUCAUAAAAAGAUUUUUAAAUAAACUAAUUAAAUAUU